GGGCGACGUGGGGCAGACGAUGGCGCGCAUCUUGCUUGCCAUUCGGAUGGCAGGUGAUCAAUUACAGCGCCAAGCGAUCCACAAUGCUUGACGCCUCGCGUUAUCCCCACCAGCCUCUGUAGCCCUCUGGCUUAAGCCCCCCCAGCUCAAGGGCUCGAUGGGCGCGCCCAGACGCUAUGCGCGGGCGGGCCGCGCCGCCCUGGGGCCAUACUCGUCCGUGCCGCCCGCGUGGCGUCCCCGCUAUUUCCUUCUCGCCAGGCGAUGGACGUUGGUUCCGCGCCUGCGUCGUCUCCGUCUCGCUGGCAGGGCAGCAGGCGGAGGUGGAGUGGUUGAUAGCGCCGCCCGACAUCAAGUGCGGCCAGGAAGUCGAAUACCUCGGCGCCGCCGUCGGCACGAGCGAGUCGGGCGCCUCGUUGCCGCUGCGGGCUAUACGCCCGGGCAGCGACAGCGACCGGCCCUGCUCCUGGGCGGCAAUCGGGGAGGCGUGCUGGCCACAGGCCGUGGCGUCAGUGGACGCGCUCGCGAGGAGCUUCCGAGAGCUGCGGGAGCUUUGCGAGGCGCUGUCCAAGGGCGCGCAGCAGGGCGAGCCCCACGAGGACGCGGCCGUCAAGGCUUUGGAGGGCAAGCGCUCGGCGCUGGCCGCUGUGUGCGGGCAGGUGGAGCAAGCCGCAGACGCAGAUAUGUCCAAAGGUCAGCAGUCGCUUUCUCCUGAGCAGGAGGCCGCGGCGCAGUCGCUGGAGGGCGAGUUCGCCCAGCUCUCCGGGCGAGCCGGCGAGAUCGAGCAGGAUCGGCAGGGUUUGCUGGCCAGGCUGCGGGCACUCGACGCCGAGGCGCAGGCCAACAAGGCCGCGCUGUCCAAGUGCGAGCAGGGCCUGCGGGCGCUCGGGCGCAGCCCAGCGGCGACCCUUGCGCGGCCCGUCCUCGGUUCGCCCGAGGAAAGGCAGUCGCUCCUGCGCGAGGUUCCGGCCUGGCAGAGGGCGCCCUCCCCCCCCCCCCCGUUUUCCUCUUUCCCCCCCGUCUCCCAUUUUCCAUCCCCUCCCCCUCCCCCAUCUCCCCCGCCGACCCCC
This is a messenger RNA of Prorocentrum cordatum, 1067 nucleotides long. The record is from the annotation of a GenBank genome assembly. NCBI's taxonomy places the organism in Eukaryota, Dinophyceae, Prorocentrales, Prorocentraceae.